Zingiber officinale is the source of this 1046-nucleotide messenger RNA. RefSeq lists its product as uncharacterized. The record is from RefSeq and is a predicted model, not a curated record. Lineage: Eukaryota; Viridiplantae; Streptophyta; Magnoliopsida; Zingiberales; Zingiberaceae. Bases 63 to 1046 code for a protein of 327 amino acids. The transcript has 7 exons.
GAAUCUCCAGUUUAUUGCCUAUGAUUAUUGAACCUGCAAAGUAGUAAAUAACUAAUGGAAAAAUGAAUUAUUUUUUGAAAUGUGAUUAUUGUACUUGCAAACCAGUAAAUAUCACUGAAAAACAUUCUUAUUUCAUUACAAUUUCAAAUUGUCUUCUAAAUUAUUCUAUUUGCAAUUGCAGUGUUUUCUACUUGCUUCUCUUGUGUCAUUUGUGUGGGCACUGGGAACAAUAUAGCAUGGUUGUCAAUAUUGGUAUCAAUUUCAGGCAUUCAAAAAACUUAGCAUUUGUGGAUGUUUCUCCAGAAGAACUAUUUCACAAUGAACGUUCCUUUAUGAAUGAGGUAUCAAAGGCAAGCCCAAUGGAGACUCAAACAGCUAAGGAAAUACAAACGAAUGGAACUGUAAAACAGAAUGCAAGUUCUUCAACCGAACAACCUUAUUAUCGCCAACUGUUCAAUCUGUUCAAAGCUCACAAAGAUCCUAGACAAAAUCCAAUUGCUUAUUCCUGUAAUAGAUUGAGAAAGACAAGCUACUUCUUCUGUAUUGUGGUAGAAAUUACUGUACUUUACUGGAUGAAUUAUUUCCAUUUGCUUACAAGUUGUGCUACAACUGCAAUUAUUUUUAUCAAUUUUGCAUCAAAAAUGUCAACUAAAGGAUCAUCUAAAGGAUCAAAAAAUUCGAGAAAGAAUGCUUCAGGUAGUAGAACUGGCCCGGGUUGGGAGCAUGGAUAUGAUGUUGUUGGUAAUUCAAGAAAGGUGAAAUGCAAGGAUGCGGAGGCAUGUAUUAGUGUUCCUGAUAAUGUGAAGAAGAAGAUGUUGUCCCUUGUAUGCAAAAUUGCUCAAGCAUCUGAAACAAAGAAAAGGAUUAUUUGUUCUAAUGAGGAUUCAUCAGACAGUGGUGAAGAGCCACAAGCAAGCGUCGAGAGUAACAUAGGUGAUAAAGAUGCUAUAGGAUGUGAUAAUGAGCUUGAUGGUACUGAUGAUUUUGAUGUUGAGGAUGAAGAUGGAGUUGAUGAUUUGGAUGUCGUCAUGGAUGUUUUAUCUUAG